This is a messenger RNA of Solea solea (common sole), 2445 nucleotides long. It is a transcript of the gene rpa1, whose product is annotated as replication protein A1. Gene Ontology annotation, molecular function: single-stranded telomeric DNA binding; damaged DNA binding. The coding region runs from base 130 to 1932 and encodes 600 amino acids. The transcript has 17 exons. Gene Ontology annotation, biological process: DNA replication; double-strand break repair via homologous recombination; telomere maintenance via telomerase. The record is from RefSeq and is a predicted model, not a curated record. Gene Ontology annotation, cellular component: nucleus; DNA replication factor A complex. Lineage: Eukaryota; Metazoa; Chordata; Actinopteri; Pleuronectiformes; Soleidae.
UUGGCGCCACUGAUAUAGUGCACACACAGAGAGUAAGAAGCUUUUGGAAGAAAGAAGUGAUUUUUUGCUUUUCUGCUCAGAAAAGUCGUGUUUUCUCCUAAAAUCUUGAGUUUAUUUUCAUUCGCGGACAUGACGAAGCUUUCUGAAGGCGCCAUUGAGGCUCUGGCUAAUGGAGUCACCACCACUGAUCCUGUGCUUCAGUUAUUGAACAUCCGCAGGAUAGAGGGAGGCAGUGGUCCUGCUCGCUACCGAGUGAUGAUGAGCGACGGACAGAACACGCUGUCCUCGUUCAUGUUGUCCACGCAGCUCAAUACUCUGGCAGAAGAAAACGUCCUCGUCCCAAACUGUGUCUGUGUCCUCAAGAGACACGUGACCAACAUCUUAAAGGACGGCAGACGCGUGGUCAUCGUCGUGGAGAUCAACGUCGUCAAAAGUCCUGAAGAAGUCGGAGGAAAGAUCGGAGACCCGACUCCGUACAUUGAGGGUCAGAGUCGACCUCCAGCGUCGGCUCCGGCUCCUGAGGUUCGUCCUCUGCAGCCACAGAACAGAAAUGAAACCGUGAACAGAGGCUUCAACAGAGACUUCGGGAAGAAGGCGACAUCUGCUAUGCCCAGCACUCCAGGGGGCGGGUCCAAGGUGGUUCCCAUCGCCAGCCUUAACCCGUACCAGUCCAAGUGGACCGUCCGCGCCCGCGUCACCAACAAGAGCAGCAUCCGAACGUGGAGCAACUCCCGCGGUGACGGGAAACUGUUCUCCAUGGAGAUCGUGGACGAGAGCGGUGAAAUACGAGUGACUGGCUUUAACCAAGAGGUGGACAAGUUCUUCACCCUGAUUGAAGUUGGAAAGGUUUACUACAUCUCCAAGGGCUCGCUGAAGAUCGCCAACAAACAGUACACGUCGGUGAAGAACGACUACGAGAUGACGCUGAACGGAGAGACCACCGUCAUCCCCUGCGAGGACAACUGCGACGUUCCCAUGGUGCAGUGCGACUUUGUUCCCAUCGCCGACCUCGAGAGCAGAGAAAAAGACGCCGUCAUCGAUGUCAUCGGCGUGUGUAAGAGCGUGGACGAGCUGACGCGUCUCACGACGAAGGCCAACAAAGAGGUGUCCAAGAGGACGCUCAGUCUGAUGGACAUGUCCGGGAAGGUGGUGUCCGUCACGCUGUGGGGAGAGGAAGCGGAGAAGUUCGAUGGCGCCGGUCAGCCCAUCUUAGCCAUUAAAGCGGCGAAGCUGUCGGACUUCGGAGGCCGGUCUCUGUCGGCGUCCUUCAGCAGCACGAUGAUGAUCAACCCUGACAUCCCUGAGGCGCAUAAGCUGAGAGGCUGGUACGAUAAGGAGGGACACACCAUGGAGGGACAGUCUCUGACCGAGUUGAAAGGUGGUGGCGGAGGAGGAAACACCAACUGGAAGUCUCUGUCUGACGUCAAAACUGAGCACCUGGGGCACGGAGACAAGGCAGACUACUACACCUGCAUAGCCACCAUCGUGUACCUGCGUAAGGAAAACUGUCUGUACCAGGCCUGCCCGAGCCAAGACUGCAACAAGAAAGUGUUGGACCAACAGAACGGCAUGUUCCGCUGCGAAAAGUGCGACAAAGAGUUCCCCAACUUCAAGUACCGUCUCAUUCUCUCUGCAAACAUCGCAGAUCAUUGCGAUAACCAGUGGGUGACGUGUUUCCAGGAGAGCGCUGAGGCCAUUCUGGGCCAGAACGCUGCUUACCUGGGUCAACUCAAAGAUUCGAAUGAAACUGCGUUUGAUGAAAUCUUCCAAAACGCCAACUUCAACACGUUUGUCUUCCGUAACAGAGUCAAGCUUGAAACGUACAACGAUGAAUCCAGAAUCAAGGCCACGGUUCUGGACGUGAAAACCGUGGAUCACAAGGAUUACAGUAAGAGGCUGAUCAUGAACAUCAGGAAGCUGGCGGCUCAGUAAAAACCUGACAAACUUCUCCUGAAGCUUUUGUUUAUGUGUUUGUUUGUUUGUGUGUUUGUUUGUUUUUGUGUGUGUGUGUGUGUGAAUAAUCCUCACACUCCUACUUUAUUUCCUUUGUAAAAUAAUGAUUUGUGUCUUCAGUGAUGGUGAAUAUAAGAACCAGCAUUUAUUUUGUGCACUUGUUUGAGGCGGAGCAGAGACUGUCUGUCUGUCUGUGGGUCAGUUGUCUGUCUGUCACACUGUCUGUCUAACACUUGCAAACAUAAGCACAUAAACAUCAUUUACUAUUUAAGUAACAACGUGGUGUUUUUUUUCUGUUUGUUAUUGUUUUUUCUUUCUUUCUUUCUUUCAUAGUGAGAAUAAAAUAGUUUGUAAGCAGGUUUUUGUUUGUUGAAGGCAGAUGUGGAGACAUGUGUCUCUGUUACAUUCAUUCCAGAAUGUUUUUGCUUUGUUAAAACACAAAUACAAGACUUGAUUUGUGAAAUGUUUCUGUUAUAAAAAAAACUUCUCUGA